Aspergillus brunneoviolaceus CBS 621.78 is the source of this 2258-nucleotide messenger RNA. Its product is annotated as putative acyl-CoA dehydrogenase. The transcript has a single exon. The record is from RefSeq and is a predicted model, not a curated record. Lineage: Eukaryota; Fungi; Ascomycota; Eurotiomycetes; Eurotiales; Aspergillaceae. The coding region runs from base 256 to 2235 and encodes 659 amino acids. Gene Ontology annotation, molecular function: oxidoreductase activity, acting on the CH-CH group of donors.
AUACCUAGGUACUUAGUACCAGCUACCAUAACAAUCCCUGCAACUGAGACUGGAUGGUGUGGUGGGGAGAAACCAUUUUAGACCGAGGUAUCUUCCCCGCUUGUUGAAAUUGGCCAGACAUACCCGUAUAUGUAGAGAUUCCUGCCACCGACCGUCCAAGCCCACCUUCUCAUCCAAUCCUGUACAUACAACGUACCCCCGCGAUAAAUUGAAGCAGUGCCAUACGCCCCAAGAAAGUACGCGCACUCACGAAAGAUGGAGCCCCCCAACGGGAAGAAACCCUCCUCCGCCACGGACGGAUUCUUCCAACCGCUUCCUGUCGUCCCGCCCGCAUACACCACCUCCACCACCACCAACAAUCACCCACGAUCGGCCACCGAGUCCCCACCCGGCGACGACACCGCGCUCGCCCGCGUGCUAGAUCUCUACCUUCCCCCGAACUGCCCCGAGCCCACAACCGCUAUCCACAACCUCUCCCGCCUGGCCCUCGACCCCACCGUCCUCCGCCUCGCCGUCGACGCAGAGGUCAACCCCCCGAUCCUCCGGCCCCUCACAACCUUUGGCGCAGAGAACCGCGUCGACCCGCUCUGGGUUGGAGAAGGGUGGCGUGGACUCAAGGCGAUCGGACAGGAGGAAGGACUAGUCUCUGUCGCGUACGACGAAGAGAACGAGGGGUGGAACCGACGCGUCCACCAGUUCGCGUUGAAUCAUGUGUGGACGGGCAGUGCGGCGAUGACGGGGUGUCCGGCGUCGAUGAGCGACGGGGCGGCGAAACUGCUCCACGCACAUCGGGACGACCCGGACGGGGACCAGCCGGGGAGGGGGGCGGUGCUGCGAGAGUCGUAUCGGCGGCUGGUCGCGCGGGAUCCCUCCGUGGCGUGGACCUCGGGCCAGUGGAUGACAGAGCGUCGCGGCGGGAGUGAUGUCCGUGGGACGGAGACGGUGGCCCGCCGCUUGACGGAGGAUGAGAUUGCACACGAUAGCGCGCAAGGCAGGGACCGUGACGCGCAUGGGCUGCCGCUGGGGCCGUGGCGCAUCGAUGGUUUCAAAUGGUUCAGCAGCGCGACUGACUCUGAGAUGACGCUGUUGCUGGCCCAGACUAGGAAGGGGCUCAGUCUGUUCUACGUGCCGAUGCGCCGCUGUGCUGGGGGCGAAGGAAAGGCACCAGAGUUGAAUGGGAUCCGCAUCCAGCGGCUGAAAAACAAGCUGGGCACCAAAUCGCUUCCCACGGCUGAGCUGGAGUUAAGGGGGGUUCGAGGUUGGCUGAUUGGGGAAGAAGGCAAGGGGGUUAAGGAGAUUGCGACGGUCCUGAACAUCACUAGGCUAUACACGGCCGGCGGCUCCCUUGGGUAUUGGGGCCGCGGGCUGGCGAUCUGUCGCGCUUACAGUAAGAUUCGGACGACACAGGGGAAGCUUCUGCAAGACAAUCGACUGCAUGUGCGAUGGAUGGCGAGUGAGACGGUGAAGUACUGGGCGUCAAUGCAGCUCACCUUCUUUGCCGUUGCGUUGCAGGGCACCAUCGAGCAAGACUGGGAGUUGACGGCCCGAGGUACCAAGGCUGCUAACUUGAUUCCUAGAGAUAAGGCGACAGCUGCAGCUCUACUUCGUCUGAUCACUCCUGUGAUGAAGGGUACGGUGAGCGUGAAUUCGGUCCAUGGGCUUCGCGCCUGCAUGGAGUGUCUGGGUGGCGUGGGCUACUGCGAGAAUAACGAAGACGGUGGGCUGCUGAACAUUGCCAAGAUCUUCCGCGAUUGCACAGUCAAUGCUAUCUGGGAAGGAACUGUCAAUGUGAUGGCAGAAGAUGUGGUCCGAGUUAUCAACGACAGGCGUCUAGGAAAGGGGGAAAUCAUCGAGACAGUCCUGGGUUCAUGGGUGAGACCUGUACUUGCAGUAUGCAAGCCGAAAUUCGAGCACGAAUGCAAAAAUAUUGAGCAAAGCUUGGAUGCCUUGCGAUCGAUGGUCUCCCGACGCGUGACGGAAGAGCUCCUCUACCGGGGAAGGGAACUCACGCAACAUAUCGAGGUGAUUGUAUGCGGCACGCUGCUGAUAUACAAUGCUUCUCUGGAUGAUAACCAAGUUGCGAAAGCGGUUGCUUCUCGGUGGAUAAGUGGUAACACUAUAUCAAGUAUCCAUGUCGCUUCACCUUCGAUCGGAUGGUCUGAAGAGUCUGCUGCGGACAAGCAGAUAUUUCUUGGAGGCACUUUAACGACACACGAAGAACUCUCCAAGCUGUAGCUAUCUCUAGGAUGCUAAGAUUG